Molecule: messenger RNA, 210 nt
Organism: Plasmopara halstedii
Lineage: Eukaryota; Oomycota; Peronosporomycetes; Peronosporales; Peronosporaceae
Exons: 2
Coding region: 1-210 (69 amino acids)
Source: RefSeq, a predicted model, not a curated record
AUGAGUGGAACGCUGCUUGAGCAGCGAAAGGCGAAAGCCGGGACACCCAAGCGGCGACUAAAUUAUGGAUUUGAUGGUGCAGCGGCGGUGAGGCGACUUCACUUUCGGUGUAAAUACGUGACAGUCGGGAGCGAAAGGGUUGCAGAGCAGCUUGACCGGAAGGGUGUCGGUCACUUGUGCAGGAGGGAAGUCAGCAAAGUAUCUGAGUGA